AUGGCAAUAAUGCUGCUCUUCAUGCUUGCAACUACAUUGGCUGCAGUGCAGAACUGUAAAGGUUCCCCCACAGAUGGCAUACCUUUAGACAUGGCUAUGGAAUCUGUUGAUGAUGCCUAUUUUGGUUGCACUGAAAAGAUGUCAGAUUUGGUGAAAAACUAUUAUCUUAAAAAGGAAAUGUAUAUAAAUGAAACAUUUAGGGAUUUAUGGAAGGAAGCAGUGAAAAGUGUCAUACCAGAUGAUGGUCUUAAAAAAGAGCAUGCAGCUGCCAUAUGGGUCUACACAAACAAUGCCAUUUAUGCUGAUUUUAACAGGGCUGUUGGUCAUGGUGAAAAAAGUUACAAGAAUGGCACGUUCCAAUACCAGUCCCUUCACUUUCUAUUGACCACUGCUAUUCAGAUUCUCAAAAAAAAGCAGCCACGUGUUCUGAACACAUAUCGAGGAACCACAGAAAAUUUUAGCAAUGUCUCCGUUAACGCAACAAUUCGAUUUGGCAGAUUUGCCUCCUCCUCUUGGGAUGUCAAGGCAAAUGUCAAUUUUGGGAACAGAACUUGUUUCGAAAUUGAAACUCAGUUUGGAGCUAACAUAACAAAAUUCUCUGUGUUUCCAUCGGAAAAAGAGGUCCUGAUACCACCGUAUGAAAAAUUCAAAACAGAUUGGGCUUUGUUUGUCUAA
This is a messenger RNA of Chanos chanos (milkfish), 675 nucleotides long. Its product is annotated as ecto-ADP-ribosyltransferase 5-like. Bases 1 to 675 code for a protein of 224 amino acids. The record is from RefSeq and is a predicted model, not a curated record. The transcript is spliced from 3 exons. NCBI's taxonomy places the organism in Eukaryota, Metazoa, Chordata, Actinopteri, Gonorynchiformes, Chanidae. Gene Ontology annotation, molecular function: NAD+ poly-ADP-ribosyltransferase activity; NAD+-protein-arginine ADP-ribosyltransferase activity.